GUCGGUUGUUGAAUGGCGUCAGCAGCUGUGGCGGUGGCGAGUAGUUUGGGGACAUGUGCGCGGUGUUGGUGUUUCUUCUCGAAGACUCGAGCUUUCCGAAGUGAUUAGUGAUUCUCAACCACGACACAAGCCUCGCGACACCUGCAGACCGACACUCGACCCGCUUGACACGCCGCUUCGGUUACGAUGUUAGGAACGCGCUUCCUUAUCCUCUACGGCAGUCAAACGGGCACCGCUCAAGACGUCGCCGAACGAGUCGGAAGGUACGCGAAAAGGUACCGAUUCCGCGUCAGCGUUCAGGCCAUGGACGAGUACUCUAUCAACGAGCUCAUAAAUGAAACACUGGUGCUCUUUGUGUGCGCGACGACGGGACAGGGCGAAGAGCCGGACAACAUGAAGGGCUUCUGGACGUUCCUCCUUCGCAAGAGCUUGCCCGUGGACUCGCUCAGGGGCAUGAACUACGCUGUUGUCGGGCUCGGCGACUCGUCGUACUUGAAGUUCAACUUUACGGCCAAGCGGCUGCACAGGCGCCUCGCCCAACUCGGCGGCGAGUGCUUACUGGAACCCCUGUACGCGGACGAGCAGCACGAGUUCGGUCCCGACGGCAUGCUCGACCCCUGGCUCGAGCAGUUCUGGAAGACGGUACUGGGUCGGUACCCGCUACCGCCGGGACUGCAACCCGUAAGUGAAGACGUGCUACCGGCGCCCAGGUACCGAAUUCAACAGCCCGUGGGUACGAACGACAAACUGAACAUAGUCCAAGAGCCAAAUGAGCAACAAUUUUUAAGUCCCGUUCUCUCGAAUCAGCGUGUUACGAACCCUUCGCACUUCCAAGACGUGCGACUAAUCAAGUUCGACAUCAAAGGCUCUGACAUCACUUUCGUGCCUGGGGACGUCGUGCUGGUGUUCCCGGAAAACUCUGAGGAAGACGUAGCCGAGUUCUUCAACCUGUUUCACCUGGAUCCCAACGAGGUCUUGCAGCUAGUGCCCACUGAGCCUGGAACCUUCCUGCCACAGCUUCUAGCACACCCAACCACACUGGAAACAUGCGUUCGGAAACACUUUGACCUGUCGCACAUUCCGAAGAGGUCCUUCUUUGAACUCUUCUGGCAUUUUGGAGACAACGAGCUGGAAAGGGAGCGACUGCGGGAGUUUGGCACCACCUCCGGCCAGGAAGACCUCAUAGACUAUGUCAUCCGCCCGAGACGGACUGUCCUGGAAGUCUUCACUGACUUCCACCAGACAACGUCCAAGGUUCCGCUCGCCUACCUCUUUGACCUCAUCCCGCCGAUCCGCCCGCGUUCCUUCUCCAUCGCCAACUCGCUGCUCGCCCACCCCGGCGAGAUCCACAUCCUGGCGGCCAUCGUCAACUUCCGCACCAAGCUGAAGAAGCCUCGCCGUGGUCUGUGCACGACUUACCUGGCCGGACUGAAGGUGCCUGAACUUUCCAAAGUGGCCGACCUUCCCAAAGUGUCUAUCGCCGUCAAGAAGGGUUCUUUGAGGAUGCCGGUGAACGGUGCUCCGACGAUCAUGGUCGGGCCCGGUACAGGUUGUGCGCCAUUCAGGGCGAUGAUCCAGGACCGGUGUUGGCGGGAGGUCGGCAGGAACCUUCUGUUCUUUGGGGGCCGGAGCAUGAAAGGGGACUUCUUUUUCGAGGAGGAGUGGAGUGGCCUGGUGGCGAGGGGGCUGCUCGAGUUGGUCACGGCCUUCUCCAGGGACCAGGACCAUAAAAUCUAUGUCCAGCACAGGAUCGCCGAGCACAAGGACAGGGUGCUGAAGCUGCUGUCCGAAGGCGGGGUCAUCUACAUCGCCGGCAAUGCCAAAGACAUGGUUCCCGACGUCCGCAGCACGUUCAGGGCCCUGCUCAAAGAGGCCGGAUCCCUCACCGAAGACGCCGCCGAGGAGCUGCUCAAGAAUUUCGAGAGGUCGAGGAGACUUCAGAUAGAAGCCUGGUCCUAGAAACUCUACGCGUAUUCAUUUCACAACUGAAUCGUUGCAAGACCAGUGGAAAACACUGAGUAGUGCCGGUUAGGAAAAUGGGCUCAGCCUACAUGGUGUUUUUUGUGUUUUUUUUUUUAGUCUUUACUGAUUUGUUUUUUAAAAGCUGUGAAAGCUACACUUGUCGGCUUCGGAUAACUGUCAACAGUGAUUUUAAAGGGGCCCUGCAAGGACUUUUUUUACUGGUUUUUAAUUUGCACCGAACCUGAGCACACUAAACGUAGUAACUUAAUCAAAAUUUUCUUUUCUCAGCUUUCGCAGUAUUUUAAAAGUUCUAGGCAUAUUAGAAUUACAAAAACAAGAAAAAAAUAACCUGCUUCAUGACGUCCUUGUUUGCUUAAGUGGCCGUGAACUAGA
Messenger RNA from Ixodes scapularis (black-legged tick), 2355 nucleotides. Its product is annotated as NADPH-dependent diflavin oxidoreductase 1. Gene Ontology annotation, cellular component: cytosol. Lineage: Eukaryota; Metazoa; Arthropoda; Arachnida; Ixodida; Ixodidae. Bases 187 to 1959 code for a protein of 590 amino acids. The transcript has 4 exons. Gene Ontology annotation, molecular function: FMN binding; flavin adenine dinucleotide binding; NADPH-hemoprotein reductase activity. The record is from RefSeq and is a predicted model, not a curated record.